GAACACUCCAGCUAUCAUGACCGUCUGAAUACUCCAGCCUGUUUUCAUGCAAGUAUCGUGAAUCCUUCUCAUGUGUCACACCCCCAGCCUAUCGCCUAAAUGUAUCAUAUAUCUCAAAUCCUCCCCAUGUGAACAUCACCAUCCUUUCGAGUAUCAUUGUAUCGUGAAUUAUUCUCGUGUGAACACCCCAGCCCCUGUCGCUCAACAGGAAGGGAAGUCCCCCUUAUCCGAUCGUGCUCAUGACUAGUCGCGGUUGUCAGUCACAACAAUAAAACCGACUCCAAACCGACUGAUAUUGAGUCAUUCGGAUUAAAGAAACAGAUGUGAUCGGUCACUAAUCGAUUUUAUUGGUGUGACUGACAUGUAAGACACCACGCAGACCUAAAUAGCAUAAUUGCGAAUCUCGGGGCACAAAAAGUUGAAACUUUCGUGCACUGAGGGGAAUGCGUUGAACACUGCCGUGCAGGAAUAGCGAGUUUGAGAUCUAUUUUGGAGUAUCCCUAUCUUGUAAAAUGGGUGGAUUCGCUGAUACACGCAGAGGAUGGUUUAUUGCUAUAGCAUUGUGUUUGACCUCUCUCUUCAUGUUCGCUCUCCUGUCACACACCGGGGAACGGUAUGGCGUACCAAGAUACGUUACCCAUCUUACAAAUAAGAUUAUGAUCCUGACAGACAAGUUGUCGUUGCCAAACGUAACCGCUCGAAAGGAGACGAGGGAAAAUCACAUUGCUAUUACCCAACAUCAAUCAUUAAGACUCAGGCAGCAACCAACAGGAAUCCCUCUACAACUACGGCAACCAAGCUCAAACAAAAGUCAUCCUUCUACUCCCAUAGACAAUGUAAACAUGACCAGCGGCCAUUUCUCCCGGUUCUUUAUCCAAGAUCCUAAACCGGUUUAUGCUAUUGGAGACCGGAUCAAAAUCAUGAUCGAGACCAGGACGGAUCGCAACGCACCGAAAACCGCGGGCGGCGAUUUUAUCCGGGCUAAGAUGUUCAGCUCGGAUGAUCGAGCGAGCCAGAGCACGGACGGGGAGGUGACCGACCUCGGCAAUGGCUGGUAUGAGGCGUGGUUCACGGCUCGCUGGCCCGGCGUGACUACCAUCCAAGUGGUCUUAGUCCACACGGCGGAAGCAUUGUCGGUUCUCCGAGAUAUUGUCCAAAAUCCGGCUAAAAUGGUUUACAUCGGCAGGUUCGUCAGUGGGAACUCCGACGUUUCUGUUACAACAAAAUGCAACAUGUAUCCCCCUCUAUAUGGACAAUUCUGCAACAUGUCCGAACCUGAUGGGAGAAUGCCAUGGUUUUGCCAAGCUCCCAGCAAAGCAGGGGUUUCAUGCGAUGACUGGAGGUGGUCUCAGAGCGAUGAACCCGCUACAUCCAAACUUCUUGAUAACCUGAUCGGCCAUCCAUCAAGACGAACUGCUUUACAAAGAUACAGAGAACAAAUACAGAACGGAGGGAUUCCCCUAAAUAUCAAGGUCGAGUGGGAUGCAACGUUAGCUGGCACUUACAAUGCAAAUCCUUUCGAAUAUCCGUGGCAAAAUCUGGAUCUACCACCCUGUCAACCCGGUCAGCAUAUCGGUAAACCGCACCCAUCCGGAUACUUCUACAACGACACUUGGUAUUCGCUUCAAUGUCGGAUCCGGAGACACUGGCUGCCCGGUAACAUGUCAUCCUGCCUUGCGAACACCGAUCUUCAGAUAAUCGGAGACUCUGCAGCAAGGCAGAUCUACACUUUGUUAAAAGAAAUGUUGCAGGAGCAAAUCACGAUCGAGCGAUCCGGAUUCUUGCACGAGUCGGAGCACCGGAGCGGACCGCUUUGGUUCAUCGACUACAAUAACGGAAUCGAAGUCCGAUACAACUUUCACGGAUUUCCAAUAGGCGGAUCAAACUGGUUUAACAUUUCAAACAUAAUGGAUGCUACGACGCGGAUCGAUAUGAUUCAAAAUUCGACGCGACGUUUAAUUCUGGUCAUGACAAUUGCAGCGCAUUUCACCUACCACAAUUUAGACUUCUAUGAAGCACGCAUGCGUUCUGUGAAGGGAGCCAUAGAUAGGCUUUUUGAGCGCGUUCCAAACACAAUGGUUAUCAUGAAAUCUCUGACGGCGAGAGAAUUCGCUACUCUUCGCCACAUCGCAGCGAAUAGUGAAUGGUGGAUGUGGUCUGUGGAUCGGACAAUGCGAAAGAUAUUCGGAAACGACCCAAGGAUAGCUCUCAUAGAUGCCUGGGACAUGACGAAAGCAAUGCUCUUUUCGUACAACAUCCAUCCACAUCGGACUAUUAUCGCGAACUACAUCAGUCAAAUCUUAACAUUCGUAUGUCCAACGAGCAGUUAAGUUUCAACAAAAGUUAUUUGAUACCAUGGUAAUUCGCGGGUCAGAAAAAUCAACAGUAUUUCAUUUCUGUAGUUGAUCAUUAUUUCACGCAAGAAAAAGACGCUAUACCAAUUACUCAUUGGAUCGGAUUGAAUACAAUAAGAUACAACGGGGGAAAAGCCUCCAGGUCUUUGGAAAGACGUCAACAUGCAAGACCUUCGGCCUUAUGAACCUUCCCCGAACAAGCAUCUAGACUUGGCUUGGAUGGGGGUGUAUGUGCAGUGAUACUUAGGAUGUGGUCAAACCGGCACAUUCGACUCGAGACCAACAAGAGUCAUUAAUACGUUACCAAUAGCAGAACAGUAGGAUUUUUUCGCGACCGCCGCGUCGAACGCUUUAAAAAACUUAUUAUCACAUGCCCUUCGUGACAAAGAGCAACCAAGAAGUUUUUGUCGAAAAUAGGUGAAUUAAAACAGACUCGUCCUGGACUCUAUACAAACGACUUUUUACUAUUUUUCGUCAGCUCCGAAAUUUAGGACAGAGGUGCCAUUCCGUACUACAAAUUGUGACAAAGACCUCCCAGCUGUUCAUUGUCAGAUGACGGGUAUUUUCAAUAAAAUUACUGUGUUCUUGAUUUCGUUUUGCUUCGAGGUUGUGAAAAGUCACUUCUAUUUUCCGGUUGGGAGUAAGUUUCUUUGGAGUGACUAUAUACAUGUGGUAUUACACAUUUUCGAGUUGGCAGGACCAACGUUUAAUUAUGUAUCCCGUGUCUUUAUGUUUGUACGUUAUAUAUAAAGGUUUUCCCUAUUGUGUUGAUGGAUUGAUUGGUUGAUUUUAUUUGGCAAGUCACCAUAACAUAUAUACAAGUCAGUAGCAAUACAAACAACAGGGUUGCAAAGGAUGACCCACGAAAGCUUGAUUUUUUUCCCCGAUGGGGUCCUCGACAUGUAAAGCGUUACGAUUUAAUAAGACGGUAAUAUUAUACCAUUUACAUAAUGAGAACGAAGAAAAAAAUCAGAAUUUGCUAUCAGCAAUAAAUAAUAUAUACAGAUGAUAUAUACGAGAAGAAUAUAAAGAA
This is a messenger RNA of Lytechinus variegatus (green sea urchin), 3387 nucleotides long. RefSeq names its product NXPE family member 3-like. The record is from RefSeq and is a predicted model, not a curated record. Bases 513 to 2330 code for a protein of 605 amino acids. Lineage: Eukaryota; Metazoa; Echinodermata; Echinoidea; Temnopleuroida; Toxopneustidae. The transcript is spliced from 6 exons.